AUGGCAGCCCCCGCGCCGCCGCACGGGCUCGCGCUGCUCACGCCACCAGCACCAGCAACUGCCUCACCUGCUUCCAUCCGCGUUGGACUUGCUGCCGCGUCACUCGUGUAUUCGAUCGACGGCCGCUACGUCUUCCAGCGUCAAGGCGCUGUUGUGCGGGUGCUGCAUGGGGCCAGCGGGCGCGUGUUGCACGAAUGUACACGUCCCCACUCGGCCAGCUCCGUCUCGGCCAUUGCUGUGCACCCACAGACUCCUUCUCAGCUCCUUGCCGGGUACGAAGAUGGCUACAUACUACUGUGGGAUUUUCUCGCCCAAGCAGUGCGACUCAAAAGUGACCUGGGCGGACCCAUUUUGUGGAUGGCUACAAGUCGCUCGAGCCCAUCGCAAUUGGUGGCUGUCGUGAAAAGCCCAAAGCGCCACUGGUCGCUGCUGACGUACAGCCUCAAGCACAAGAAACGCGGCCGCGUGUUCGUGCAGUCGCCCACGGCGUUCCAUACUGCAGCGCUCCAGAGCUACGUCCAACGUCCAGACGACGUUACUGCCACUGCUGCUGCUGUAACAACAGGGGACUAUAUUGUGCUUGUCGCGGGCCGCAGCCUUUUCACGGGAUGGCUACAUUACGACCCACGGACGCCUGUGGUCGUAGCGCCGCAGUUUGAGCACGUGCGGGACGUGACGUGCAUUGCCAUAAGUCCCGUGCGCGUGGAGUUUUCCAUUGGCGACUGGGAGGGACAGAUCUUUCGGUACGAUCAGCACGCGCUGAGCGAGAACCAGUCGGCUGCCCAACUGCAUUGGCACGCGCACGCAGUGCACUGUCUGCAGUACUCGACGGACGGUCAGCACUUGCUGUCGGGCGGCGAAGAGUGUGUGUUGGUGACGUGGCAGCUGGAAACAGGGCGACGGACGUACUUGCCGCGUCUGCCAGCCCCGGUCGAAGAGAUUGCACCGCGGCAGGAAGGAGGCGUGUACGUUGUGGGGCUUGCUGAUAAUGUGCUGUUCCAGUACAAUGCCGUGACGCGGGAACAGGAGUGGGAAGCGCGCGGACUGGCGCGUGCUGGUGGAUCGGCGGCUGAGUCGCUGCCCAUGCGGCAAGUGGCAGUCGACCCGAUCUCGAAGGCACUGGUGAUCAACGGCUCGUCGGGUGCUGGGGUCUUGCAGUUCUACGAACCAUUUGCUGACCGUGUGUUGCAGACGCUAGUGCUCUCGGAACGCAACCAAGUGACACGUACGAAUGACGAAGUGAUGCCGACACUGCUGGCGUCGCACGCACGCUUUAGCUUUCGUGGUGGUGACCUCGUGACGCUUCAUGCGCCGACGACCGCGGACGCUGGCAACGAACAGGCUCUGCGCUUUUGGACGCGUCGUGUGGACGGGUCAUUUUUUGUCAACACGUCGGUGGACGCCCCUCACGGUCGGGCUCGUGUUACGAGCGUGGUGUUUUCUCCUACAGCUGACGGCGACUGUGUUGUGACUGCUGAUACUCAGGGCGAUUUCAAAGUCUGGCAGAAAGUAGCAGCCGAGGCAGGUGGUGUCUCGUGGCUCUGUCAAUCCGUUGUUCGCUUCCGUGAUGAACCAGUGACGGCUGUGAGUUUUGCACGUGAUGGCUCGCUACUUGCCGUGGCGUACGGCAACAAGCUUACGCUGUGGGACGUUGCCACGCACUCUUUGCGUCGUGUGCUUUCUUCCGCGGACGGUCAGCCGGUAAAGCAGAUCAUGUUUCCAGGCGUCAAUCUGCCUUACGUUGUGGUGCUGACGGACACCCAGCUGCAAGUAUGGAACCUGUUGUCGCUGUCGCUUUGGUGGCGCUAUAAUGUGCCAAAGGGUACUGCUGUGGCCGAGGAGGCACUGCAUGAACGCUUUUUGAUCUGGAUGCCUGUGGGUGAGAGGGAGAGCAAGAAAACGUUGCUGCUCGUGUUUGAUCCGCAAACACCGGUGCCAACGUGCAUACGUGUUGUCGAUUUCGACAGUAAGGUGUGGGCCGCUGGCUUCCACGCUGGCACUGGUGACAUUCUCCUCAUUGAUGACAAGACGGGUGUCUGGAGACUGGAUGGACUCGAUGCCAGCUCUUUGGACGCAAAGCGUCGCAAACAGGCGUACGUUGCUGCCGUUGCAGCAAGUGCUGGCUCCAAGAGUAGCGAAGAGGGUAUCAAAGCAUUGAGCACGAUGUAUGACAAGUCUGCCAGUCGCAGCAGUCGUCUGUUACAGAAGAAGAGCGGUCAGAGCACAUACGACCACCACAACGGUGCAGUUUCGAAUGGAUCUGCGUCUGAUAGUCUCUUUGAUGCACCCGCACACGUCCUGCCGUCAAUGACGGCGCUGUACAGACCUUUCAUGGAUACAAUGCUGCCAAAGCCGCACCGGGUCGACAAGAGUGGCGAUGCGUCCAUGAACGUCAACGGCGAAGCAGGCAGUACACACAAGAAGAAGAAGAACAAACGGCGCAAGAAGCAGCUGGAAGCACAACAGCAGCAGCAGACUUCGGCUGAUAGUUUGGUUCACGAAGACGGAGAACAGCGCAAGCGCAUAAAGUGUCGGGUUGAACAAGAAUUGGCGAACUCGGAGUUGCAGCAGCGGACGUACUCGAAGUUACUGGAGACUUUCCGCAAGAGUAAGGCGCGUCGAGCGUAA
This is a messenger RNA of Hyaloperonospora brassicae, 2628 nucleotides long. NCBI's taxonomy places the organism in Eukaryota, Oomycota, Peronosporomycetes, Peronosporales, Peronosporaceae. The record is from the annotation of a GenBank genome assembly.